GCGGCGCCGCGGGCCGGGGCCACGGGGGGCGGGGCGCGGGGCACGGCCGCGGGGCACGGCCGCGUCCCGCCUCUCGGUGCGGCGCUGGCGGCGGGGCCUGGCCGCGGGGGAGGGCCGCCGCGGCGCAGCCAAGAGCGGGCCGCGGGCGCCGACACCCUCCGCGGGCACAGGCGGCCCGAGAGAGCUAAAAACAGAAUCCCAAAAUGAGGAAGGUUUUGUGCGUGGAGCCCGUCAUUUUCGUCUACACGUUUGCGUCUUCCUUGACCAGCCCGCUGAUGCAGCAGCUUAUCUACCGGAGGCUGUGGCAGGAAGAAUACAAUUCCACUUUCAUAAGCAAUAGCAAUAUUAGUCACUGUGAACAAAAUAAAAGUAACCCAGCUUAUAUCAAGCAGAAGGAAGUUCAAGAAAAGGCCUCUCUUUUUACUAUGCAGUUGGACCUAAGUGGGGCAAUUCCCAGCCUUAUAGUUGCCUUUGUCAUUGUAGCUAAUGGGGAUCGCCAGGGACGAAAAAGGUCUUUAGUUUUACCAUCAAUGGGAGCUCUGAUUACAAAUAUCUUCCUCACUAUGAUGUCAUACUUUUCCUUGUCACUCUCUAUCUUAUAUGGGGUUGCAUUUAUUACUGGACUGUUUGGGAGUAUGGCAGCUUUCCUUGGAGGAGGCUUUGCUUUUAUAGCAGAUGUGUGUCAUGACGAGAAGCAGAAAACAACACGAAUAGCUGUGGUUGAUUUGAUUUUUGGACUUGUAUCUGGAUUGGCAGGACUGUCUUCUGGCUACUUUAUAAAAGGAGUAGGCUUUACAUGGACAUUUGUGACAACUUCUCUGCUUCAUGCCAUUAAUAUUAUCUAUAUUAUAUUUUGUCUGGAAGAUACAGUAAAUGUAUCUGAAUUCCAGCAACAGGAUCCAGUAUCUUGUAAAGAAGUUCUUAAAGAGACAUUUUCUGGAGUGUACACGCUUUUUAAAAUUGCCCCUUUUAAAAAGAGAAUUUUAAUCAUUGUGUUGCUGUUUACAUUUAUGACUUAUUUGUUUACUAUGUUUGGUGGGAGUUCACUUUUUACACUGUAUGAACUGGAUGAACCACUCUGCUGGAAUGAAGUAUACAUUGGAUAUGGAGCAGCUGCCUUCACUUCUAUCUCUCUGACUAGUUUUUUAGGAGUUUACUUACUUUCUAAGUGUCUCAAAGACAUUUAUAUUGUCUUUAUUGGAAUGUUUUCUUGCAUUGGAGGAAUGGUCAUGGUUGCCUUUGCCAAAACUACCCUGCUCAUGUUUCUAGUAAGAAUACCAUCUUUACUUUGCUUUAUGCCUAUUCCUGUUUUACGGUCCAUGCUGUCAAAAGUCGUUCUUGCUAGUGAACAGGGUGCUGUGUUUGCUUGUAUUGCCUGUUUAGAAGUUGUGACCGGUACUAUUUCACUUUCAGUUUUUAAUAGUAUCUAUGCAGCUACUGUUGCAUGGUUUUCGGGCUUCAGCUUCCUUUUAUCAGCAGGCCUUUGUCUAAUUCCACUGAGUGCACUGUGCUGGCUUCUGUGCACAAGCUGGAAUGGAGAGGAUUUGGCUCUACUUGUACACGAAGAAGUAUCCAGCAUAGACAGUACUGAUAGUUGAAUAAAGGAUUCACUUACCUGGGUUUUCUAAUCUGACAUGCAGUGGCAGAGACCAUUGUAUCACACAUGCAGCAUGGAGACAACACAACAAUUAAAGAUGCGAUCUAAAAGUGGCCCUGCAACACUAACCACUAAACUGAUAGCACUCUAUUUCCAGUGUCUCCUUUUAGCACUUGAAUUAAACUAGCUCGUAUACUUAACUAUGCAAAUAGGCUGGCAGUGGAGAUUUUAAUGCUGCUUUCAGCAUAAAGAAAAAAUAAGGUAGGAUGAUACUGUCUUUCCAGGUACCCUUUCUCAAGUUUGAAAAUGUUAGCUGUGGCAUGUUGUACAUCUUGUAUCAUUCUAAGUGGGGUGACAGCAAUAAGCUUAUUAGCUCUUCAGCCAGAGUGUGUGGGAAUUCUGCUGAAGCCAGUGGAGCUCAUGCCAGCAAAGGAUGCAGUCCACUGUGGACAUCAUAAAAAAGCUGCCUAACUAUGAAGCAUACAGAAUUGUCUAAAAUUAUUAAACUAAAAGGUACUUUUUUCAGAAGGCAACCAAACUGGAAGAAAUACUAGCAUCUGCUGUAAGCUGCAGUUAGCAGAGAAUGUUUGUGCAAGUCUAACUUACGAUGUGCGGACUUUGCCUGUGACUUAGUUCUUAAAAUGGAUUUUCACACUGAGCAGUCGUACUUAGAAAAUUUCCAGCAUGCAGAGUGUGAAGUUAGGCCUAUGCCUACAUAUUGCAGAGGCCAUACUGCACAUUUAUUUUUAGAUUAUAAAUGUAUUAUCCUUUUCCAUGUAGUGGGGACUGCAUAUAGACAGUAUUUUUUGUCCCAUGAAUACUUGUUUCCCAGCCAAGUUGGGCUGUACUGGACUUAAAUGUUUCUUCCAGUGAAAGGAUAUAUCUUUUCAGUGGAUCUUCUGAUUUUUUUUUAAUAUCCCUGAAAUAAGGUGACCAAAUCUGAACCAUGCAUCUAAUCAUCUUGCAGUGAAUGCAGCAUAAUUUAUUAGCACUUGAGUAGCAUUUCUCAUCUUCAAAGCACCUUAUAAAUGCUAUUAAUUUUAAAGAACUUCCCUCCUUUACAGAUGCUCUCUUCUGUUUCAGAGAGAGAGAAAUAAACAGAACAAGUGACUCAUCCUCAGCCACAGUGCAAAUUAGCAAGAGCACCAAACCUAGAAAUCAGUUUCUGCUCCUUGACUCUUUAGCUUUUUGCUUGAGAUCUUUAUGUAGAAAUUAGCACAGCUUCUGGAAUGUACAGCACAGCAGAAGAAAUGUGAAUAUGAUCACCACGUUAAAGACCACUCCCAUGUGCUUUUUUAAGAGAGUUUUACAGGUAAUAUUGUUCUGAUUACUGAAAGUACAGGUAGGCUGUGUGUGACUUUCUUCCCCCAAAACAGACUAGGUAGAAAAAUCAAAAUAUGAUAAGCUGGUUGAUGUUCACAAGAGGAAAACCGUAGGAAAGCACCUGUGAAGUGGGAACUGACUUUGCAUGCACAUAGCAUAGGAUAAAAAUGACAGCCAUAGCAUACUGUGCAUAAUCAGUGGUCUACUAAUAUGAAUUAAUAUCCGUCAUAUGAACAGAUUACUUCUGCAGAGCUUCUUAGUGGCAGUCCACCAAAAAAUAUCAGCAUAUCAAGGAUGAUACUGUGGCAGAUCCUUUCUGUUUGAACUACAAUAUUGUUUCCAAGCUAUGCAUCAUGACCACUGAGAGGUUUGGAAAUGAGUUCAAGUAAGGUCAAGGAGAGUUUAUACUAUCCAGCAGACUACUGUCUGUCACUGCUGAAAGCAGUUCAAUUCCUCCAGGAUAAGGGCAAUAAAGCUAAUACGCAGCUAAUAAAUACAGCCAGCUCUCACUCUUUUGUCCUGAACUACCAAGGCUGAUGUUGGCAGUUAAAGGCCAUUGGCUUUUGCUGUCCAGUUUAAGGACUAGCUAGUAAAUAAAACUGCUUAACUCUCCUUCCCUGCACCACCUGAGUUGCUGCCAAUUUCUUGGAGAAGGGAGCCAAGUUUUAUAACAAUCAGUGGGUCCAAAACAUAGUAAGUACUUCCAAAGAGAUUAACAAAACACUGAUCUGAAGGACUUCAGCACAAAGAUUACAUUGUCUUCCUUUCUUCUUUAUGAAAUGUACUAUUUCGUACAAAAUUGCCUAAGAAAAAAUAAAGCAAACAAAGAAAAUAGGGAGUCUUCCUUCAUCUCCUCUUCUUUAGUGAAGGCCUCUGCUAACGCUGAUGGUAGCAACAAAGAAAUCUAAUUCAGCAGUAGCAUUCUGUUAGCCCAAAUGAGAGUUUUCACGUACAGUUUAGGGAUGGCUUUGUUAUGAUUUGAUCUUGCUGUACAAAGUAUGUGCUGUUUGCAAAAUAUUUGUGGCUGACACAGCCUUUAGAACUGGCUGUAAAAUUAGGUCAAAACAUACAUAGGAUAUGAAAAGUGUUUUUAAAGUGCCUAGCACAAUGCAAAUUGAGGAAACAAGGUACUUGUGUUUUUUGUUUUUAAAUCUAAAUCUUCAGGUUGUUGCUCUAUGUGUAUAUAAAGGCAAGUAUUAUUUUGACAGAAAUUAAUAAAGUGCAUUUUGGUCUUUUAAA
This is a messenger RNA of Dromaius novaehollandiae (emu), 4159 nucleotides long. It is a transcript of the gene SLC46A3, whose product is annotated as solute carrier family 46 member 3. Gene Ontology annotation, cellular component: lysosomal membrane. Lineage: Eukaryota; Metazoa; Chordata; Aves; Casuariiformes; Dromaiidae. The coding region runs from base 204 to 1598 and encodes 464 amino acids. Gene Ontology annotation, biological process: vacuolar transmembrane transport. Gene Ontology annotation, molecular function: transmembrane transporter activity. The record is from RefSeq and is a predicted model, not a curated record. The transcript is spliced from 6 exons.